This is a messenger RNA of Fulmarus glacialis (Northern fulmar), 3453 nucleotides long. Its product is annotated as spore wall protein 2-like. NCBI's taxonomy places the organism in Eukaryota, Metazoa, Chordata, Aves, Procellariiformes, Procellariidae. Gene Ontology annotation, cellular component: plasma membrane; synaptic vesicle. Gene Ontology annotation, molecular function: protein binding; phospholipid binding. The transcript has 5 exons. Gene Ontology annotation, biological process: synaptic vesicle endocytosis. Bases 1 to 2379 code for a protein of 792 amino acids. The record is from RefSeq and is a predicted model, not a curated record.
AUGGAGGAAACCCCAAACAGUGGGUCAUCAGAAGAUAUUAACAGAUCUCAAACUAAUCUAGGUUCACUCAACUGGGGCCUAGAUGUUAGCACACCCAGUAUCAGCCAGGAAAUUACUGCAGGCAGUUCUUUGCUUUUCGCUGGGGCAGAGCAAACCUCAAGCAAAUCCACAGGUACUCUGCCUGCUAGCGUUUGGCCUGCUGUAGGUGAGCAGGAGGAUGCUGCACCAGGGUCACCUUCUGUAAACGAAAACCAGAGGACUUCACUGGAGGACCGCUUGGAUGCCAACAAUGUCCCAUGGGAAGAUGUGGUGACCAAUCAGCCUUUAGAGAACAUAACCAGUUUUGAGACACCCAUCCUGGGAACCGGUAGCUUGUUGGAUGAACCCCUCCCAUGUGGUGUGCAAAAGGCAGAGGCAGAGUGGGAGGAAGAAGAGUGGGCAGGUGUCAAACCAAAUGAAAAGGUAGAGACCAGAGCUGUUAACUACAAGGAGGUAGAAGGUACAGAGGAACUGGAAGAGCGAGGUUGCGAAACGAAAGGAAACAGUGAGGCAGAACUUCAUAAGGAUUCAGCAAAAUCAGAUCUUGACGUUUUAGUCAGCACAGAGGUAGAAAAUUUAUAUGAGUUGGAAGAUAAUGAUGGGGAUGCUGGGAGAGCUAGUGGUGCUAACCUAGAAAACCCUAGGGAAGAAGAAUUCAAAGGGGUCAAUGUCAUUGAGGAGGCAGAUGGAGAAAUACCAUGGUUGAGCACAGGGCUGGAAGGUGGAGACAAAAUAGUGGUGGACAACUGUAAAACUAUAGAAAACACUGGCGCUGAACCUGAGAGAGUCUUUGGUAUCUGGGAUCAGGACCAUGAAAGGACAUUUCAGAAUGGCUUAGACCAAACUGACAGUGGUACUGGCGGGAGUACAUCCAUGGAGUGUAUAAACAUGACGCCACAUGUUGACCUAGAGGUAACUGACCACAGAGAAAAGGACCCUACAAAUACUGGAAAUGUUCUGUGUGAUGCUGAAUUAUUCAGUGCAGAAGAGUCUGGUAAAGGAACCGAAGACAAUAGCAUCAGCCCCCUCCCAAAUGGUAGUGCUGCUGCUGAAGGUCAAGCUGCUGCUGAAAAAGAGUGGGCAUUGCUGCCCGAGACAGCUGAUGCUGCUAGCACAAGCUGCGGUAAUCCUUGCCUAGAUAAUGCAGAAGACCAAGUGACAGGUAGGGCGGCAGCAGCAGUCGCUGAAGAGCAUGCUAGUAGCAGUGGUGUUCCUGAAGCCUUGGAAACAGACCCCUGGCUGGCAAACUGGGAUCCAACAGUUACUAAUGAUUCCUGGGGGUUUUCUAAUCCGUCAGAUAGCCAAGCCAAUGGACUGGAUAAUUGGCCCUUUUUCCCCAAGCAGCAAGACUCAGAGGAGGGUAACAUGGAAAAUGUUUGGUUAGGCAUUAGUGAUAAAUGGUCUACACAAGACCUGGGAGGGCCUGAUAACAGCUGGGGAGAAGUAGGUGCGAGCAUUAGCAAUAAAAGUCAGGAGGCACCAGUAAAACAAGGCUUGGCUGGGGAGCAGGCAGGCAUUAGCAAUCCUGGACCAAGCAAGGAGAUAGCUAGACCCUUGGCUCUGUUUCAAAUGGGAAAUUCCAGAAAUGCUAGCACCGAGAGUUCAACUAGUCCUAAAGACAAUGAGACCAACAACUCAGAUUUAUCUGAAGAUGAAAUUGCUAACCGGAGAUAUGGAUUGUUGUACCAGGAAAUUGAGGCUGAUAAAGAAGAGGGAGUACCUGCCACCGAGGGGGCUGCGGCAGCAGAAGACAGUGCGGCUGUGGCAGCAGGAGCUGGUGACGGUGCUGCUACCACAGAGCAGGAGGGUGUUGCUGAAGGUGACAAAGCUGAAGGAGAAGAAAAGGAGGCUGAUGUGUCUCAGGAAAAGGUCAGCAGCAUCCCUUCAGUAGUAAUAGAGCCAGCAUCAAACAAUGAGGGGGAGGGAGAAGAACACGAAGUCGUCGUGAAUGAGUCCAAAGAUGCCGCAGCAGAGAUGGGCGCUGAGGGCACUGACACUUCUCCCAGUGAAACUUCCCAAGUUGGAAGUGAGCAGAAACCCACUGAAGAAAUGAAAGCUGCACCUUCCCAAGAUCAGCCCGUUCCAGUAGAAGACGCAGCUUCUGCGAUGCCGCCUGGCUUUCUCUUUAAGGUUGAAGUUCUACAUGAUUUCGAGGCAGCUAACAGUGAUGAGCUUGAUUUAAAACGAGGGGAUAUUGUACUAGUAAUUCCUUCUGAGACCACAGCUGAUCAGGAGGCUGGCUGGUUGACAGGCAUUAAGGAAUCCGAGUGGCGUCAGUACAGAGAUGCAAAUAGUUAUAAAGGACUUUUCCCAGAGAACUUCACACGCCAUCUGGAGUAGUUCUCCGCUCAGGCAGACGAACGUGGUACGAAGAUCAGUCAGUAGGUUUUUAACCUCUUUGAAACACAGGAGCCCACCUUUUUGUAGUUUAAGCUAAGUUAAUGGUUUACAGACUGGUGCCAGACAAAGCUUGUUGAAACAUAUCAAAAUGAGCAUGAAUGCAAACAGUUAAGCUAGCAAUUUCUGAAGCAGUACAUGGAAAAAAAAAUCAAAUAAAAAAGAAAUGUCCUUAUUUGUUCACAUGUACGUGGCAACAGGUUUGUUUGUGCUUUGUCAGAGCUAUGGUGAUCCUGUAUUUGGUCCUUUCCCAUGAAAUCUGAAAUUAGCCUCCUCAAUACCAAAACCUUAACUUCUCUGCACUAAGUGUAUUGUAUUGAGUUGCACUGCAGAAGAUCUAAUUAGUUAUCCUGUAGUAAUGAGGUCAAACUAUUAUAAGUUUAAUGUGUUUAAAAAAAUAACUAACUGCUGCAACGUUUUUCAAUGUUAUUUUUGGACAUGCAUAAUAUAUAUACACACAGAACUUUUAUGUGUAUAUAUAAGUGCAUAUGGAUAUAUAUGCAUUUUCACAACUUCAUCAUAGUUCUUUGACUGUGUAGUAUCAUCACUACAUGCAUUGCUCUUUCACUGUCUGGCAUUACAGGAAACGGUUUUGUUCCAAAGCAAAACUAGCUGCUCCAUUGCCAAAACAUGAUACAGUAUCUGUGUUUGUAAUGUGAAAUUUUCAUUCUGAGAUGAUGAAUAAUAUCAUGUUCAAAGCUGCUAAACCUUUGAGAAGGCAUGGCUCGGUCUCCCCUUCCAGCUGCAGUAGUUACAAUGAGAUAAUCUGGAGGGGGAGCUGUUAUGAUGCUAAUCUAUACUUUUUUAUUUAAUUGGCUGAACAAAUAAAAAAAAAAGAAACAGAACUAAUCUCUGAGAAGAAAUAAACACAAUAUAUUUUCACUAUAUGUAUUUAUGCAGCGUACCUUCACAGAUUCUUUUAAAAUACGAUAUAUAAUGUAUCCUGUAUCAAAAAGUCAUCUGUAACUUAUGUUUUCCAGUGCUGUGUCAUUAAAAAUAAACCUUUGAUCCAGAGAA